UCAGUACACGUGGAAUAGUUAUUCUGUAUCAUCACAUAUUUGUUUAAUCAAGCUAAUAUUUCAUCUGCCUCAUUGGAGUGAUAAUGUGAUGAGAACAAACUCAAACUAUUGAAAAUGAUCAACCUAUUCAUUUCUGAUGAAAGAGCUAGCUGAGGGCUUUAGACUUUUUUUUAAAGCACACAAAGAUUUGUUCUAUUUUCUAAACAUUAGUUUUUGCAGAAAGAAAAGAAAAUCUCCACUUUAGGCAAAAACAUCUUUUGGCACCACAGAAUUCACUUACAAGUUUCAACUUUCUGUUCUUGAGAAGAGCUGGUAGAAUUGGCUACAGAAGUUACUUUGCUUCCAUGGGCUUCUUGCAUCCUCUGCUUCAUUUGCCUUUCUAAGGACUCAGUGUAGAAGAUCUUGCUUCCUCCAAGUCAGACAAUCAUCCCAAAAUCCUGAGGAAAUGGACUUCUCUGGCUGUGCUUUAGUGAAGAAAGAAAAUGCAACUGAAUACCGCCACAGGGAAACAGAGUUCAACACUUCCUCAAAUUUGGAUGAUGCUUCUUUGUACUAUUUGCUGGAGGAAUGGGCUCUCAACCCAUCAGGCACAAACAUGAAGAUGUUUUUAAUCCCUCCAGUUGUCUGCCUCAUGGCAGGUGUCCUCAUCAUUCCUACCAUCUUGUUUGUGAUCUUCUCUACGUUUAGCAUCCGUCAGGAAACAAGGUACCUGCUGCUGGGAAAUGCUCUGCUUUCUGAUCUGAUAUACCUGUUGUUCUACACGCUGUCAGCUGCUCUCAAUGCAGCACAUGUACAUCUCCCGAAGGAAGCUUGUGUCCUCCUAUUAUUUUUGCUGGCAGUGGCUUACUGUGGAGGAUUGUUCACAGCUGCUGCAAUAGUCUUGGACACAUACAUAGCUAUUUUGUUUCCUUUGCGCUACAUUGCUAUUUUGCCUCCUUCACGAACUAAAAAAAUUAUUGUAUUACUAUGGAUGUGUUCUGGGGCUUUCCCUGGGAUUUUCUUCUUGGUGCUAUCAAGCACUCAUAGCUUUGUACCCUGUGUUCUGGAAAUGUGCUCGGUUCCAGUAAUACUAAUAUUAACUCUGAAUGGGACUGAUGCUGUGAAACUCUGUUUCUGGCUUUCUACCACGGUUAUCUUUCUCUGCCUGUCUCUAAUAUUUUGUUGCUAUGCUAUUUUGUAUUUUAAAACCAAACAAUCGGGUAUAUGGGAAAGCAUCUGCUCCAGAGCCAGUGUAACAUUUUUAAUGCACAACACUGUGUUAUUUUUUUACUUCUUUCCACUCUUGGCCCUUUUUGUAGAAUCGUUCUUGUGCAUUAAUGUUGUCAUCAGACUGCAGACAGGAAUCUGGGUCUCCCUGACAGUCUGCAAUGUCCUGAUGAUUCUGCCUAAAGUUUUGUUCCCUUUUCUGUAUGGGCUUCGAUACAGAGAGAUCUCAGCAUCUCUCAAAUCCAUUGUCAGAAGGAAGCAUCUUCUCCUGGUGUCACCUGCUCCAUCACCAUCCUGAGCCAACGCAGAGCACAGCCACA
Aquila chrysaetos chrysaetos is the source of this 1526-nucleotide messenger RNA. RefSeq names its product G protein-coupled receptor 148 (gene GPR148). Lineage: Eukaryota; Metazoa; Chordata; Aves; Accipitriformes; Accipitridae. The coding region runs from base 446 to 1504 and encodes 352 amino acids. The record is from RefSeq and is a predicted model, not a curated record. Gene Ontology annotation, cellular component: membrane. The transcript has a single exon.